Molecule: messenger RNA, 4980 nt
Organism: Carassius auratus (goldfish)
Lineage: Eukaryota; Metazoa; Chordata; Actinopteri; Cypriniformes; Cyprinidae
Product: bromo adjacent homology domain-containing 1 protein-like
Exons: 7
Coding region: 389-2827 (812 amino acids)
Biological process (GO): heterochromatin formation; negative regulation of DNA-templated transcription
Cellular component (GO): chromatin silencing complex
Molecular function (GO): transcription cis-regulatory region binding; chromatin binding
Source: RefSeq, a predicted model, not a curated record
ACUUGCUCACUGCAUGCGAUCAAGGACUGACCAAUAGUGAGUUUACGGAGCGAUGAGGUCUAAACACCAGCCGAUACCUGUCAUUUUUGAAUUAUUUUCAUCAGUCAACUACCUGAGUGAUGCCAACGAGACCUCGUCCCAGCGCAGCAGCGGCUUUCACGAAUGCAGCGCAUGAAUAUUAUCUCGAGCAGCACGCUACUUCGGAAGUAGGUCACCGAUUAAACGUGUCUUGUCAGCUGUGUGUGCUCCACUCGUUUCAUUUCAAUGUUGAGCAUCGAUAUUAUUGUAAUAACCCAACAACAGGACCCUCGUUGCUCGCGGAAUGUGAUUAUUUGAUCGGGAAUACAGCGGAGUGAGUGGAUGACGAGGUUUUGCAUGGCAGAGUGUGAUGACCCAUGCACGGCAGAGGAACUCUUUAUGUGGAUAUAAGAGUGAAUGUGAACAGGUGAGCUGUCAGACAACUAUGGACAGAACUUGGCCAGUAAAGAAGGCUAAAAGAUGUUCUAUCCAAAGAGGAAAAGGUAAGGAAAUAAAAAGAAAGACCACCGAGAGAGACCGGAAGCUGUAUCCUCUCAGGGGACGACAUGGAUUGGGUGAAGUGAGCGCGCUUAACUGCUGUGUCUUAUUGACGCGCUUAGAUGAGAGCGAAACGUGCAGGAACAGCAUGAAGGCUCAGGUGGAGGAAAUGCAGGGGAAGAAGAAAAUCUGCAAGUGUUGCAAGAAAGCCUGUAAGACUUGCCGGUCAGCGCCUGAACCAAAAAACAAAGUGAAACCUGAUAAAUCUGCCUUACACACAGAAUUUAUCCUUGAACCUCGCCAAAGGCGGCUGGCCUCUCUGAAUGCAGAAGCCGUUAACAGUCUGCUGUUGGAUCGAGAGGACCCCCAAAAGACAUCAAAACCCUCAAAGAAGCAGAAACCGACAAAAGCAGACACUUCUCCUUCUAAAGACACAAAAGACAAUGUUUGUUCCAGAAAAGGCCAAGACAACCGUAAACGCCCUUGCACCGGAGAGAAUGAACAAUGUCGAAACCCCAAAAAAGCGAAGAUUAAGUCUGACGCUAUUGAUCUACAGACUUUAAACAGUCCUGCUCCCAAACGUCUGGCGGGUUUAAAUGCGGCUGCCCUGCUCAAGCUGACCAGCACGUCCUCGGGAGUGAAGCGCAGGGGUAAAUCAGACGGCAAACCGAGCAGCGGUGCAGUGGGAGGGAAGCAGCUACAGUUGAAAUCACGUAAACAGCAGCAGCACAACUUGGCUUGUCAGUCCAUGUUAAAAGUAUCGCAGCAAUGCUGCAGCCUCUGUGAGAAGCAAGCCCUUCAAACUGAGGCAUUGUGGGAUGGGAGCACAGGAAGCCAUGGCUUUAUUAGUCCCGGAUAUCAGUGCAGAUCCAUGCUCGGCUAUCCCCUCAAGCCUGUGAAGGAAGAGAAAACAGAGACUGAUGUGAAAUCAUAUUACUGCUGUUCCCAGGAGAGAUCAGUGGAAUACUGCCAUAGACUAGCCCUGUUCCUUGGCCAGAAAACCUUCCCGGAAACUGAUGAACAUUCUCUGAAGGGAUUUAUUCCUGCUCCUCACACCCUGACGCAUUCAGCAAUGCCCAUUGGUGCCCAUCCUUAUCCCUGUUACCCUGGGUACUACGUCCACAUUGCGCAUCACGGAACGCCGACGCUUCCCGUAAGCUCAAAUCCAGGGAGCCACACACCCUCGUCCGUACCCCCGCUGACAAUGUGCACUAGCAGGGUCCAGAGACCCAAACUGCUGCCCUCUUCGGUGUCCCAUCCUACAGGGAUCCCUCAUCCGGCGUACUGUAACUCUGUGGGCACCUGUUACGGAGAGGCCUGCAGGCUCAGCAGCUAUACCUACAGACCCACGCAACCCAUCGCUAGCAGGGGCUGCUCGUACAAUGCAGGAUGCUCCAGCUGCAUGCACAAAAUGGAAACAGAAGACUACUCUUACCCUCUGGAUGACCACAGCUCCUCCAUCACGAUGCCUUCUGCCCUGCCACUGUCUAUCUGCCCCAUAUCCACUGUGCCUCCACCCACCCAAUCAGUGCCCCACCUGAAGACGCCUCUUCCCGAUCCCGGUCGACCCCAGGUGCAGAUUAGAGUGGGACGGGAAUGCCCUCAGAGGGCCAAGCCACCCAGUGGCUCUCGUUCUGGGGUGCAGGACUCUGCUGUUUGCCCCCACAUUAAGGAUGGCCAGCUGGGAGCGGGCCAUGCCAGCAGCGCUGCCAAGCAGUCGAAGAUUAGCCAUCGCCGGACAACAAACGGCUGGCUGCCUGUUGGAGUGGCAACAGAAAAGGAAGUAUUCAUCGUGGGCGAGGACUCGACAUCCCUGCGCAGGUGCUAUGAAGCAGUGCAGAGAGAUGGAGAGGUGAUCAGGGUCAGAGACACAGUGCUACUGCGUUCAGGUCCCAGGAAGAAGUCCUUGCCUUACGUGGCCAAAGUCUCUGCCUUCUGGGAAAACCCUGAGUCAGGGGAGCUGAUGAUGAGCUUGUUUUGGUACUACCGCCCAGAACACACUCAGGGGGGUCGCAAUCCCAGCAUGCACUGUGAGAAUGAGAUUUUCGCAUCUCGGCAUCAGGAUGAAAACAGUGUGGCAUGUAUCGAAGAUAAGUGCUAUGUGUUGACAUUAGCACAAUACUGUAGAUUUUGUGCCUUGGUGAAGUGUCGUGAGGAGGGCUUUCCCAGACGUAGCUCCCUGGUCCCUCCUUCCAGCUAUGUAAUUCCAGCUCAUCGUUGUAUGCCCAACGACAUCGACCCCGACUUGGUGUUCGUCUGCCGCCAUGUUUAUGACUUCCGCUACGGCCGUCUGCUGAAAAACCUGCAGUAGGUCUGAAUGGAGCCAUACACUGAAACCAGAAUCCAAAACGUUGUGACACAAUCAAAGCCGUAUCACCCGGAUGGCCACAAGUCUUUAAGGAGGAGUUGUUAUUUUCUGUUUUCCCUCUAGGGUAAAAGCUCUCGGCGCAGCACUUCUGAAAAAGUGAAAAAAGUUGCAACGGUUCUCCCUUGUGACUUUUAUAGUAUGGCAUUCUGAGCACAACUACCUUGAGUUCAAAGGUACCGAUCGCCAAAAUGUGAUUUUUCACUCCAUGAAUUGGAGUAUUUAUUUUUGCUGUUAUCUUUUUAUAUUUGCUGAAUUAAGCGUCAAAAGAUGAAGAAAUUAAUGCAGGUACAUUAAGAAUGAAUUAUGGAAUAGAGUUCUAAAAUUCUCUUUUUGGAAGUGACCGCACCCCUUAUUAUUGAACCAUAUAAUCUGUAGAUUGAUGGGGAAAAUAUAUUUAUUUUUAGAUAAAUUGAACACAAGCUCCGUGUUUUAGGAGGCGCCAAUCAGUUUGAUCCACAACGCAAUGGCCAAUCAUUCAUUCAAUCAUCAUAACAGGGUGUGGGAUCACAGACUAAUCGUGGCAGACCAAAUAUCCCAGAAUGCAUUUGAUUAACUUAACAUUUUGUUGAUCGACCAAUGAGUUAUGAGCUUUCGUCUUCUCGUCGCCCAUCAUGACUUGCCUUAUAUCCAACAUCGAGUUUCCCCGUUUUCUGCCUUCCCAGGAAACCAAAGGUUAUCUCGCCACUCUUUAACAUCCACCUUCGCAACUCCAUUAGUUUGCACUAAAACUUAUCGUUCAAAAUGUCACCUGCUACUGAUCUCCAAUGCAGGAAAAUACUGUGUAUUUGUUGUACAUGUACAAAGAGAUACGAGAGAACUCGCGAACUGUCAGUUGCAAAUGUGAAUGGACAAACUUUAUCUUGUGCGCACAGGCCUGCUUUCAACAUGUGCCCUUUGCUUCUCGUCUUACAUGGUAGUUUUGUUACAAGAUCGCUAAUUACGAUAUGAGAAAGCUGUUUUAUAUGGUCUGUUUGUGCCUUUAAAUAGUUAACAGUUUUCUAUGUGAAGAAAUACUGCUUGGUUAAUUUUUUUCUUCUUUCUUCAAGCCUCUUCACGUUUUUGGCCUGCUUGUUUUGCACCACAUUGUUAUCUGUGCUAAAAAGCAUUGAUAGGAUUGUCUAAUCACACUAUGCUGACCUUCACACUUCCCUAUUUUGGCCUUUCUUUACCCCCUUUUUUUUUUCAAUUGCAGACUUUACAUGAGAUGGUAGAGUUAAAGUGUAAUUGUACCCACAGGGUCUCAAAAAAGGUUAGACUGAUGGAAGAGGAGACCUGUUUGUUUUUCUUUUGUUUGUUUUACAUCAAGACUUUCUUAGGUUAACAUCCUUUUUUGUGUUCAGAUAUGCUUUAACAUAUUCUUGAAUACAUUCCUUUCGUGUUAUUGAGAUCUGAGUGAAUAUUAAUCAGUCCCAAGUAAUUUUGUCAUUGUGAUGAAGAUGAGAUGAUUUUUUGUCGUUGAAUAUUUAUACUCCUUUGCAUAGCCUAUAUAUAAAUAAAUAUAUAUCAUGCCCAACGUCAGUAGUGUUGACCAAAAUAUACAAAAAAGCAGAAGUGAAAUAAUCUCGUCCUGAUCUUCCGUUACGUUCUGUUUUUUGUUUAGUUUUGUUCUCAGUUAUCGCAGUGAAUGUCACCUCCUAGCAUCAGAUGUGCCAGUUUAGACGUGUUAAUGCCAUAGCGGUUUCGCGGAACAUUUAAGCAGAGCUCGUUUUGCUUCGGUUGGCGGUGUGGUUGAGUAGACUCCUUAAUGGUUGCUGUUAGUGUGAAAAUCAUGUAUUUUUGAAAUGUGUACUUCUCUCGCAGAAUGUUCUGGAUGGCAAAUGUGUACCAAAAUGAGGAAAGAGGGAGAGGAUUGUGUUCAUUCCUCUGUAUACAAAACUGACCAUGAAUUCCAGGCUCUUCGCUCCUUUGACGAACGGCUGUUUGUGUGUAUGUGGGUGAGCGUGUCUAUACAAAUAUAUAUAUUUCAGUGCAGCAUGGAAGUACUGGGCAUUCUUUGACAUAAUAGAUCUAGCACAGCGCAUUUGUAUUAUUUAAGAUAGAAAUGUAUAUUAUAAGAGGGAAAUAUUUAAAAGGAAUAAAUAAUAUAUGAGCAUCAA